Molecule: messenger RNA, 2025 nt
Organism: Asterias rubens (European starfish)
Lineage: Eukaryota; Metazoa; Echinodermata; Asteroidea; Forcipulatida; Asteriidae
Product: cytochrome P450 26A1-like
Exons: 6
Coding region: 419-1936 (505 amino acids)
Biological process (GO): sterol metabolic process
Molecular function (GO): iron ion binding; monooxygenase activity; heme binding
Source: RefSeq, a predicted model, not a curated record
UGGUGCGAAGUCAUUUAUCAUAAUAUUGAGCAAUCAAUGUCACCUUGACGAGAAGGCGAUACCGGGUUAAAAACGUGGGUCACGGACGAGCCUAUAACAAUGAUGCAGUCGUUUGUACACGGCCGGCAAACAGUCAAUUUGAACCGCCAAUAUAUCGCUGCUGCCGCUGCUUCUUCUUCGUGUUGCCAGUCCUAUAAAAGAGAGAUACGCUGGAAAUUUUUUAAGCUGUGGAGAGUUGAGAUUUUCACCGGCCGCUCAGGUGUGUGAACAGUGAGCUACCUUCAGGUUCAUUGGACUGUUGUUUGAACAAAGGAACCGAUUUGCUAGCGGGAUUUGUGUAUUGAUCCAUUGAUUGAGACAACUUUAGCGGAGUAUCGAUCCGGGUUUCUGAUAAUCGACACUGUCAGGUUGCCGCAUUAUGGGCGUGGAUUCACAGAUGCUCGGGACGACGGGACAGUAUGUUGUUCCUCUCGUCCUGCCGAUCAUUCUCCCGUGUGUGUUGCUCCUUCUGGUGCGUCGCUUGUGGUACGAGUAUAACGUGAUGAGCAGAGACCCAGCGUCGGACUUGCCACUACCGGACGGCAGCAUGGGCUGGCCCGUGAUAGGAGAGACCAUUGGGUUCGGACUUCAGGGUUCGCAGUUUUACGAAAAGAAAUUCCGCCAGCACGGUCGGCUCUUCAAGACCCACUUGUUCGGCCGGCCCACGGUGCGGGUGAGAGGAGCCGACAACAUCCGCAAGAUCCUCCACGGCGAGAACGACAUCGUGAAAUCUUACUGGCCGGCCACCACUCAGCUCCUGAUCGGCCCAGAAAGCCUUACCCAGAGCCAGGGCGUUCACCACGUCAAACUCCGUAAGCAUGUCAUGACUGCCUUCUCGCACACGGCUCUGUCCGGUUAUAUCUCACUGAUACAUCCCAUUAUGAUUAAGACAAUACACGAUUGGUGUCAGGUCCCCGGGGGUGUGGCCGGGUAUCCGGAGUGCAGGCUGCUGACGUUUAUGGUGGCCGGGAAGGUCCUGUGCGGCUUCGACUGCAGCAAGGAGGAGACCACUAAACUCAUCGACUACUUUGAAGAGAUUGUGCAUUGUUUUUUCUCGCUGCCGAUCAACCUACCAGGCAGUGGGUUAAAUAGGGGCCUGAAAGCACGUGACUACAUCAGACAACGGAUUAUGGCGAAUAUCACUCUGAAGGAAACGGAUGAUACCCAGGAUGCUUUGCGAAUUCUAAUGGAUCAAAAGAAUGAGGCUGAAGAGACACCUUCACACGAGAACAUAGCAGCAAACGCGAUUGACCUUCUGGUUGCUGGGUACGCCUCUACAGCCAGUGCCGCAUGUAGCGUCAUAAUCCAACUGUACAAGAACAGACAGAUUCUCACUAAGGUGAGGCAAGAGCUGAAAGAGCACGGCAUGGACGUGAGCGGCAGCCAGCUGACUCUGCUAAAGAUAAAUGAACUUAAGUACGUCACGAGCGUUGUCAAGGAAGUGUUGAGAAUGUCGCCCCCUAUCGGUGCAGCCUUCAGGAAAGCACUUCGGACAUUUGAGUUGGAUGGAAAGCAAAUCCCCGCUGGUUGGACCUUGUUAUAUAGCAUCAGAGAGACCAUCGACUUCGCUGAUGUCUUCACCGACAAAGCCAAAUUCGAUCCCGAUCGCUUCGCGUCAGAGAGGCGGGAGGACAAGACCGGCGACCGGUACAACUUCUGCAUCUUCGGCGGUGGCUCCCGGUCUUGCAUCGGGAAAGCAUUUGCUGUCUUGUUGCUGCGCAUGCUCGUUAUCGAGCUGGCCAGAACGUGUAACUGGGAAUUGCUGGAGCCGGACACACUAAAGAUCGCCCACUUACCAACGCCGCAUCCAGUGGAUGGUAUGCCGGUGAGGUUCACUAAACUUGAAGAUGUCGACCAUAAUGCUAACAGCGUGGUGUUUAACUGCGAGUCUGAGUAAGAAGAAUCGUGAUACCCAACACUGUCAAUCUUGGGUCAAAAAUUACCCAGACUCUUGGUCCCCAAGGGCCUGACACAGUGUGGCGAGAG